AUGACAACGAAGAUUAACAAAGAAACGUUUAGACAGCUUCGAGUAGACCCCUUACAGAACAUAGUGGAACGCGUGAAGAAAGCACUGAAGGAGCGCAAAUCAAUAUUAGGAGAUGGAGCAGGUCGUUUACGGGAAUCCAAUCCCAUUAUAAUCAGGAUCAAAGGUCUCUCCAACGUCCACAAACCGGGAAAUGGAAUGCGAGAGAUCGUGUCUGCAGUUGGUUCCCCAACCCACAAACUAGUGAAGUGGUUAGUCUCAGAGUUCCAGAGUAUGCCGAAUGUGUUCCAGAGUAAAGCAGUUAGUAACACCCAGGAGAUCGCCCAGCAACUAAAAUCUUCAGGAGACAUCAACGAGGACGAGAUUAUGGUAUCUUUCGACGUCAAAGCUCUUUUUCCCAGCGUACCGGUCACGGAAGCGAUCAACUAUUUGGAGGAUUGGCUAUUAACACAACGAGAGGAUGCAGCAUGGAGAAGCGAGGUUGCAGCAUGGAGAAGCGAGGAACUACUUCUCUUUCCGAGUAGUAGUAGUAGUAGUAGUAGUAGUAGUAGUAGUAGUAGUAGUAGUAGUAGUAGUAGUAGUAGUAGUAACUACAUAGACAAUACACAAGCCACACAACAUGCAGCGUCACCUACAACAUCUUUUACAAGACUGAAUCAACCGAACCAUGUACAAGGAGAAGCACUCAAAACAGAGCCUCUCUCGUCCAAGCAAGCAUGUGUGUCUGAGCUGACGCCAGACUUCUUCCCCCAGAAAUCCUCCAUUACGAAGCACGGAUUCCCUGUAGAGCUGCACAAAGUGACCACCGAAGAUGGUUACAUAGUAACGGUUGCUCGUAUUCCCAACCACGGUAAGACACCGCUCCUAAUCAUGCACGGUAUGUUUGGAUGCUCGGUAGACUUCACCUGUCAAGGUCCGGAAAAAUCUCUUGCCCUUUUGGCGCACAGCGCAGGAUUCGAUGUCUGGAUGGGCAACAGCCGCGGCACAACCUACUCCAAAAAACACGAAUCACUAGAUUUGAAGUCCCGUGCCUACUGGCGAUUUAGUUUCCACGAACUAGGCUUGUACGACCUAUCCGCAAUGGUGGACUACAUCUUAAAGACCACCCUUCGAAGGAAGUUGCAAUACAUAGGUCACUCGCAGGGUGCGACCCAGUUGUUCGUGCUGAACAGCCUUCGUCCCGAGUACAACAACGUAUUCAUCAGCGCUCACCUGUCGGCUCCCGUUGCCUUCAUACACCAUGCAACAUCUCCGACAUCAAUUUUGGCAAGCCGCGUCGAUGAGUUGGAAGGUGCCGCUCGACUUACCGGAAUAUACGAGGUCAACGGAAGAGGAAACAAUUCCUACAUAGACGCCAUCGUAGCUGCGACUCGAGCCGGAUUCAUACCACCGGAUCUGCUUCUUGUCAACGUUUGGUAUCUCUUGGGUUACCACGACUCCAUCAACCGCACCAUGCUGGUCGAUCUGCUCAAGUACAGCCCUGCCGGUGGCUCCAUCUACCAAAUGCUGCACUUCUGUCAGCUGUUUAACGCGAAGAACUUCCAACAGUACGACUUCGGGACGAAAGAGAACCUCCAACGCUACGGAAACGCCCGUCCUCCGACCUAUCCGCUGUACAAGGUCACAACCCCGACCUAUCUCUACUACAGCGAACAUGACAGCAUCAAUGAACCGGGAGACGUCGACGCCCUGGCCGAGCGACUACCCAACCUGCAGCUCAAGUACAAAAUUCCGGUCCGUCGGUGGAAUCAUCUGGAUUUCCUCUACGGAUCCAGUGCGCACCGCCUGUAUCAGAUGAUUUUGUCCACUCUGGCGAAGCCGUGA
Ochlerotatus camptorhynchus is the source of this 1821-nucleotide messenger RNA. RefSeq names its product lipase 3-like. Lineage: Eukaryota; Metazoa; Arthropoda; Insecta; Diptera; Culicidae. Bases 1 to 1821 code for a protein of 606 amino acids. The record is from RefSeq and is a predicted model, not a curated record. The transcript has 3 exons. Gene Ontology annotation, biological process: lipid metabolic process.